Molecule: messenger RNA, 2399 nt
Organism: Hypanus sabinus (Atlantic stingray)
Lineage: Eukaryota; Metazoa; Chordata; Chondrichthyes; Myliobatiformes; Dasyatidae
Product: extracellular calcium-sensing receptor-like
Exons: 2
Coding region: 1971-2399 (142 amino acids)
Biological process (GO): G protein-coupled receptor signaling pathway
Cellular component (GO): membrane
Molecular function (GO): G protein-coupled receptor activity
Source: RefSeq, a predicted model, not a curated record
CUUUCGCGGAUGUUUGCGAAGAAAACGCAUUUCAGGAUGUAUAUUGUAUACAUUUCUCUGACAUUAAAUUGUACCUUUGAAUCUUUGAAGUAAUGGGCCAACGGCUUGGCGUGAACCGGCCACCCCAGAGCCCCGUGCAGCCGGGUUAUGUAGUCAGGUUAUGUGGGAGGGCACUGGUGGCAGGUGAGAGGGUAGAGGUUAGGGCAACGCCUUCCAGCAUCAGCGAUCACCAGUUCCCGCUGCCGCCCUGUAAUCGUACCUUCUCCCCGGGCCCUGUGGGAUUCCCUCUACAGUCCAAGGCCUUGCGGGUUAGGAUUAAUAAACUGUGGAUUUGCUCUGUUGCCGCCGGAAGCGUGGCGACGCUUGUGGGCAAUCCUGGCGAACUUAAUUCGAUUUGAUGCUGCGAUGUGCAUGUGGCAAAUCAAGCUCAUCUCUGUCCAGCCAGCCCGUCACCUUUUACGUAGCCACCGUUUUCGACGAGCUGAAGCAAAUUCACGUAUGUUACCGGGACUGGAGGGUUAUCAGGAGAGAUUGGGUAGACUCGGGCUGGCGGGAAGGGAAUCUGAUGGGUGAACGAGAGGGCCACAGAUCAGGUGAAAGUUCACAGUCUUUUCCCCACAGAGGAGAAGAGUAAAAUUAGAGGGCAUAGGUUUAAAGUGAGAGAGUAGAGGUUUAAAGGGAACCUGAGGGGGCAACAUUUUCCAAAUAGAGUCUGGUGCAACGAAGUAAGUGUAUUAUCCAAGGACGUAUACGUCACCAAAUCUACUCUGCCGUUCACUUUCUUGCGGGCAUACACAGUAGAUACAAAAACUACAAUAGAAUCAGUGAAAAUCUACACACAAGGGCGGACGAAUAACAUCGUGCAACAGAACGCAAAAUCUGCAAGUACAAAAAUAGUAUUGAGAACAUGGCUUGUGAGUCGUAGAAAGCUGUCCGAGGAAGCGGUGCAGGCAGGCACAAUUCCAACGCUUAAAAGACAUUUGUUCAGAUUUAUAGAUAAGAAUGGUUUCGAGCCAAACGCUCAGGUUAGGCUUCUGGGUCGGCUCGAGUUGGGUCAAAGUGCCCGUUUCAGUGCUGCGUAACUCUCAAGACGCUAUGAUGCUGUGAGAUUACAGUUACGAAGCUUUUCUUUUGGAAUCGAAUUGAAGUCCCGCUUACAGAGUUACAUUAAAUAUGAUCGUAUUUUUCACAAAGUAACUUUGCAAAGUGUAUUUUCCAAACCUUUGUUUGGAAUGCAGGUGGAUAUCACUGUCAGUGCUAAGCGUACCAGUGUGGGCUCGGCCAUUCGCUAUGAAAUGUGAUCGGAGGAGCUCCGCGGGGAGGGGAUGGGGAUCCGCUUUCCAUUGAUCCCUUAACCGAGCCAAGAGGAAGAAACAGACCUUGGUCUUAUGGCGGUCCGGUUUCCUUGGGAGCAAGUGGGGGCAACCCCGUUUCCAAGCUCCGUCAGUUGGCUGUGACCCUUGCCAUUGACUGCAAAGGGCACCAAUCGUUGCUGAGGCAGGGUUAGACUGAUGAGCAGUGCUUUCAGCGUUAAUGUUUAAACUUAUUGGCGUAGAAAUUUGUACCAAACCAUACUUUUUAAUCAUAUACUUGCUUUCUCACUUUCAGUUACUGCAUUUUAUAUUUAUCUUAAACAUUACCAGAUAUGGUAAUGACUUUCAUUAAAUCGCUUGUCUUCAAUACACUGCUCUGUCCCUAAAGUCAAAUUGAUCAUUUUUUAAGCUAACUCAACCCUGUAGUUAGCCUUUAGUCAUUGAAGCCAAAAUGGGAAUGUUGUCACAACACACACAAAAUGCUGGUGGAACACAGCAGGCCAGGCAGCAUCUAUAGGGAGAAGCGCUGUCGACGUUUCGUCAGGACAUGGGAAUGUUGCGUUGGUGCCGGAAGCCUGACGACAUUUACGUGCUGCCCUCAGUACAACGGCGGACUGUGUGGUUGUUGACGCAAGUGACGCAUUUCACAACAUUGCAAUGUGCACGGAACAAAUAAACUUUGAUCUGAAAGAAUUUCACCUGGCGCAGACCAUGAUCUUUGCAAUCGAAGAAAUAAACAACAGUACCAAGCUGCUGCCUAACCUCACGCUCGGAUACAAGAUCUACGAUGGCUGCCGCAGUGAAGCCUUGUCGAUGAAAGCAGUAAUGGCCCUCAUCAGCCUCCAGGAUGAAGACCCGUCUGAAGCGACAUGUAAAAGCAGUCUCCGAAUUCCCGCUGUCCUGGCGGACGCUGGGUUCGUCAGCACGCUUGCGGAGACGCUCCUGACCGGCCCUUUCGGAAUCCCAACGGUACGUGGCCACGUUAAUGUUCUUGAUGGCCCUGUCAAAUUGUCAAAAUCAGAAUCAGGUUUAACGCCACUGGCAUACGUCGAGAAAAUUGUUGUUUUCGGCAACAGUACAUUGUAA